Maniola jurtina (meadow brown) is the source of this 2315-nucleotide messenger RNA. Its product is annotated as dynein regulatory complex subunit 3-like. The transcript has 9 exons. NCBI's taxonomy places the organism in Eukaryota, Metazoa, Arthropoda, Insecta, Lepidoptera, Nymphalidae. Gene Ontology annotation, molecular function: protein binding. Bases 47 to 1711 code for a protein of 554 amino acids. The record is from RefSeq and is a predicted model, not a curated record.
UCAAAAACAUCCACAUCCACUUGAUAACAACUUUAAUUAGUAAAAAAUGACUGAAAAUAAAUCUUUAAAUAGCCUAAUAAUCCACCCGGCUAUUGAACCAGGCGUUAUUGACAAUGAAAUGCUUACCCGAUGCAUAUUGGAGUAUGGACCAACGGAAGAAGCAGGAAGACUAUUCGCAGAAGAAGGAGUUCAUUUAGAGGAAGCACCGAUAGUCCGUUUGGAAUUUCAAAACAUUUUGCGAAUCGAUCACCUUUGGAUGCUAAAAUCCUUAAGAAAGUUAACUUUAGCACACAAUUUAAUAGAAAAAAUUGAAAAUUUAGACCAGCUGACCGGUCUUAAUGAAUUGGAUCUAUCGUUUAAUAAAAUCGAAAAAAUUGAAAAUUUAAAUGAACUUGUCAAUCUAGAAGUUUUGACGCUUUUCCAUAACAAGAUAAGAAAACUUGAGAAUAUGGACACUCUUGAAAAUCUUUUGGUUUUCAGUAUUGGGGAUAAUUUGAUUGAAGAUUUUAAGGAGAUGUCAUAUUUAAGACGAUUCCGUAAACUGCGCUCUGUGAGCUUUAAAGGCAAUCCAUGUUGCGAUGAUCCUAUGACUUAUCAAUUUCUGAAGUCGGCGCUUACCAGAGUCACGUAUUUGGACUAUAAACUUGUUAAAGAAGAGGACCGAGACAAUGGCAGAGCAGUUUUCCGAGGAAUGCUUCGUAAAUUGGAUGAGGCUGAUGAGAAAUCUGAAAAGGAAAGAGUAGCAAGAGAGGAGUAUGAAGCCAAAGUAAAGUUCUACGCUCUGUCUUUCGUCGAAUAUUUGAGUGGACCCGAAUUGCUGGAAUCAAUGUUCGAGAAAGAUCCAGAUGGAUCGCUGCUGCUUAAAGUUGGUGGCGAGCUGCAUGGGUUAUACGAACAAUAUAAAGAACAAUAUGUAGAAACAAUGGCUGGAUUGGUGGAGUUUGCACAAGAUGCAUAUAACAUGAGACAAAAUGAAAUAAGACUAUUUAAGGACCUUGUUGAUAAUGCUUUGGACGAGAGUGUUACAAAAAGCAAAGCAGUUGUAGAAGAAUUCGAGGAGAAGAAGAAACCUUUGAUCGGCCAAAUGAACGAGAUUAUAUCAAAAUUCACAAAGAAGCAGGCAACAAUCGAGCAGUUGGAACCGAAUAUAAUAGAUACGGGGGAAUUAUUUAACGAUGUCAUCUUCGACUUGUGGAAGAAGCUUAUGAGUAUUGAGAUGACCUUGUACGAGCAAUGCGAGGAAUCAAGAGUACAAUUUGCAGUGAAUAUGACAGAAAUGAUCACAAAGCUGCUGGAAGUUUCUCGCAACGCGUUUGGAGCGUGGCGCGAGCAUGAAGGGAUGUGGUCCAUGCGACAGUUUGAAGCACUAUCGAAAUUACUCGGCAAUAAGGUUAUGCUGGGAGAUGCUCCUCCGGAACUAUUUGAGGUGAUGAUGGACAGAGACCUGAUGAUGAAUCUUGUGGCGCAAUCAUCAGACAACCAUAUGAGGUUCAUAGACGCGCGUGAGGAUCUGCUCAUGACACGCGCUAACAAUUGGCGCGACGAACUCGUUCAAGGCGCUAAUGACAACGAAAUAAAACGCAACAGAGACAGGAUCCUAGAAAUAUACUACUUCAUUGACAACCAGAGAGAGGAAUGGGCUGAUAUGCAGAUGAGCAUGACUGAGACCGUGGACCCUGAAACCGCGGCACUCUUAGGCGACGACUUCUAAAACACCUACCUACCUUCUUUAACGACAGACAUCCGGGACCGGAAGCGACACGUGACGGUAUUAGCAUCAGCUAACUCAGUGCCUAUUGAAGGAUAGCCACCAAGCUCAUUUGACAUUUAUUUAUAAUCCAUUUAGUUUUCUACGAACAAUUAUUAAUUUAAUACCUCAGUGAAAAAGAUAUAUAAAACCAACCAAUGUCAAAUGAGCUCGGCGGCUAUCAUUCAGUGGACACUGAGUUAGAGAAUCAUCCCGGAGGAAAACACUCGAUCACAUGACCGGACAAAAAUAUCUACUUACGGCAGCGCGGCGAUUUGACGGCACUCUUAUGAGAGUCAUGAGAUAGAGUUUACGCGGUAAGAACAGAUGUUUCUUAAGUUUUAGACCAUAGAUACAUAGCGCUCAUGAAAGCUGAAUUACACUGUUAAACCGAAAGAGCCACUUUUUUAGCUUCGUCAUACAUACGCAUCGUGUGCAUAUAGGACUAUAGUACGCGACAGGUUGAGAUGGCAACCGGGGUGGGGACACACACACGCACAGCACCCGCGCUAACCCGGUGCGGAUAGCGCGGGUGUGCGGGACGUCCCCCCCGCCUCAUACCCCGCUU